AUGGCGCUCACAGAUGAGAAUCGAAGGACCUUCUUGGCACAGAAUGUUAGUGCCGACUUGGUUUAUCUUUGGGAGGAGCUGAAUGUCUCUCUGCUGCACCAGUACGAGUUGGGGCAGAAUUACCGUUCCAUGGUGAGGUUCGCGGCACUGGCCGACACACGGGCGGGUGCAAGAGCUGCUUUCGCCAGUGAUGUAACAGUGGAUCCGGACAAUGCUGCCGGCCGGGCGGCUCUGGCAGGACUGGUUGCUGCCUGGCAAUCCGCUCUGGACACCACGGAGCAGGAGAGAAAGCUCAAAGCAGAGGCACACGUUUUGGGGUUGCCAAAACCCCUUCCGGCCAAUGAUCGUCUGGCCAUGCGUGUAGCUCUUGAAGCUUCUUUAGGGUCCUUGGAAGAUCGUGAAGAACCUAGCUCAACCUACCUGGCCCUGAAGAUGGAGGAGGUUGAGACUGGAGAAAUCAAGGCUUCGCUCUUGGAUGAAGUUACUUGUACAGUGGAUGAAGUGAACGCCAACUUCCAGUCGUCUGUGGACUCCUCCGGCAGGUUGCGACUUACUAAGGAGCGCAAGAAGGCCAAGCUACCGACCGGGUCUGAAGAGCUCCGUCAGAGGCUUCGAGUGGAGGCUCACACAUUUCUGAUGCUGGCCUCACGCUUUCGCAACAAAGCAUGGUUCCAGGGAUUGAGCUCCAAGGAUUUUCUUCAGCAUGUUGACUACGUACUGGGCGACAAGAUCUACUUGUUGCAGACAGUGCGUCCUGAAGGGGGGCCCGCUAUGUCUUGGGCGAAUCCUUCUUGGCAACUGGUACUUAACUACGAACAUCGCUUGAGAAAGGAGGCUUACAAGCAGGCCAGCCGAAACAAUCGAUCCUUGACCGACACACUCAAGGAGGCCAGGGACAACGCCAUGCUCAAAGAGACCUAUUUCGUCGGGCCCUUGGCCAUGGAGAUGGCUUCACGUGCACAGUUCUCAGCCGGGCCGCCUGCAAAGUUUCAGAGGAUUGAUGGGACGCCACCGCCGCCGACCCCUGAUCCCAGCUGGGACCGUGAUCGCAAAGGAAAGGGGAAGGGCAAGGGCAAGUUUCUUGGUAAGCCUUCCAAGAAUGGCUUCGUCUUCCGCAAGACUCCGGACGGUCGUGAAAUUUGCUAUGGCUACAACAAUGGAUCAUGUCCGGGAAAUUGUGGGCGCGUUCAUGUGUGUCAACUUUGUCUUAAGCCACAUCCCCGCAGCGAGUGUAAGAACAGGGGUGACAAGGCCGAUGGAUUCUUGUAUCUCUUCGCUGGGCCUUCUCGCCAUUCAGAUGUGAAGAGCUAUCUCGUGGAGCUUUCCCGGAAGCAUGAUAUCAACCUUUUCGGACUGGAGAUUGAUCUCACCCGCAGUACAGAGCAUGAUCUUCGGUCAACAAGUUUGUGGGCCACACUGUCAGAGCUUCUUAAGGAAGCCGAUGCCGUUGUGCUGGCUCCUCCUUGCAACACCUUUUCAAGGGCGAGGGCGCGCUGGAGAGUAUCACCGGGGCCUCCGCCUUUACGUUCACUUGAGUACCUGCAUGGCUUUCCUUGGUUGUCUGACUCCAACAGAACUCUUGUGGAGGAUGCCAACUUCCUUGUUUCAAAGUCCUUUGAGUUUUGCCAGCUUUGUGUCGAGGCGGGCGUAGCCUUCAUCAUCGAGCACCCAGAACAGUUGGGCAAGGUGCAGCACAUGAUUCCAGGGUCCAUUUGGGACAUGGACGAGAGCAAGCAUCUGCUCUUGUUCGAAGGCGUGGAAACCUUCGCUUUCUUCCAGUGCCAGUGGGGUGAUGCUCUCAGUAAAAAGCCCACCCGGUUUAUGGCUUUCCAUGUUCACUGGGACACUUUCACCUCGUAUUCUGGUGUUCAUCGUCUGGCUUCGGAUGGUUCGUAUUCAGGACCUCUUCCUCGCCACUGUGGGCAUGUACAUGAGCCUCUUCUUGGAAAGGAUUCCGACGGUGAUUGGAAAACCUCGCGAUCUGCUGCCUGUCCUCCUAAUAUGUGCCAUUGGCUGGCCGCCAGCUUGCUUGGUCUUCGCGUUGGGGGGGGUUCUGCAGCAAGUGGCGCCCGCAUGACGACGUCCCAAAAUCUAGCUGCUGCUGUAUUGCAGCCUCCGGAGCUUUUUGAUUGGCAAUGGGCUCCCUGGUCCUUGGCAAAGGUGGCAUUCCUAGGGGAGCCCUCAUGUCCCCUGGAGAGCAAGUCUCGGGAGAUCGCCAUGUCUGGUAGAAUUUCUCAGGCCGACGUGUUUGCCCUUUGCGACCUGAUCACCGACGAGGAGACAGGACGGGGACGCAGGCCAGGGGAGCUGCCUACGGAGAAACUCUUUACCAGUGGGGCGUACGUUCAUGGCGGUGUCUGUGGCUUGCGCAAGCACUGCCGGGCCUCUCCUUGGACAACCGCCCUGCUGGCUUGCAUCAUCAACUGCGUUUGUCCUGGCUCUAAGUUCACCUCUGUCUUGCUGGGCAGGGACAUAAAGACGGGGCCUCAUAGGGAUGAGAACAACGAACCUGGCAGCCACAACAUUGUGGUUAAGGCUGCUUCCUUCUCUAGGGGCGGCCUGCUGCUGGAGGACGAGACUGGUGACCCGGACUGGGAAGGCACUCGAAUCGUGGUCAUCGGUUUCUCGAUCAGGGACCCUCAUAAGCUUAAGUCCGAGGAUCGAAAUUUCUUGGAACGGCUUCUAGGUGAUGAGGAUCAUGGGGACACGGGGCCUACACGCUCUACUUCUUCGAAGGUCAAGUCCCCCGACAUUGAAUAUCCAUUUCACGGCUACAUGGAGGCCGCGAGGAGCUACAACUACGGGGAUCCACUCACGGUUAGCUGGCGAGGUCUACAUCAAUCCAUGUGCGAUGGUUGCGGACUGAACAGCCCCGGAAGGUGGCGACCGGGGUCCCGAGGCCUGGGACUCCCUUGGGAGGCGAGUGAUCUUGCGCAGAGGAUUCACGGACUGCUUUUGAGGUUCGUCUCGGAGAACAUUGAUGACACCAAGAAGGCUUUCUUCCGUUUGGCUCUGGGCAGGAUGACUUCGGCCCCCUUCAGUCCGGAAAGCAUGGAGCACUUGCGUGAGGAGUGGUUUCGGCUGCUUCCUGACUCCAAGGCCGCCUCUAAGGUGGCGGAGGGCCAACCAUUCUACUUGGAGGCGCUUUCACAGACUAGUCGGCUUCUUGGAGAUGAGGACUGGGGGAUUCUGACGAGGGAUCCGGAGAACUACGCGUCGGGGCGCAAAGUGGGCGUCGACUCACCCUUCCCGAGGGUCCCUCUGGUGUUCCGGCCGAAGAAGAAGUGGAGUAACUAUGAUGAUUCACCUUACCAGGCGAUCAAUGCUAACUACUCCUCUGCAGCUCUGGUUCCGGAUCAGUUGGAGGCACAGUUCGAGGAAGAAGAAGCUCUUGGCAUGAUGUUUCCUUUGAGCGAGGCUGAGGCACGAAAAAGGUUCGGAGACAAGCUACAUGUGGCGUCCUUAGGAGCCAUCAUGAAGGACGAUGGCACGGUCCGAACCAUCUUUGACGGUACCCACUCCGUGAAGCUCAACAAUCGGUUUCGCAUUGAUGACCACUUAGAAUUCCCUGGACCAUCAUGCGUGGGACGUGCCAUGGAGGAGAUGGAGGACGAUGGUUACCAUCUUCUGAUUGGGGUGGCCGCGGAUGUGGCUAAGGGCCACCGAAGGUACAAACAUCGCUCGGAGGACCACGGCUACCUUGGCUGUAGGGCGCGCGAGGAUGGUCCCAUAUGGUUCAACCGGGUCGGGACCUUUGGCAUGGCAUGCGCUGCUUAUCACUUCGCCCGGCUUGUUGGGCUCAUUGGGAGGUGUGCACUGACAGUUCUGAUGACGAGCCCGCUGUUCCAGUUUCUCUUCGCUGACGACUUGAAGUUCUUCAGUGGUGGUCCCCGUAAGUAUGAUCAUGUCUGGACCAUUCUGGUUUUCUGGCUCAUGGUUGGGACCCCUUUCAAAUGGAGCAAGUUUCGUGGAGGGGUGCAACUUGAUUACGUGGGAUUCGCCUUUGACUACUUCCGCUUCUCCAUGGGUCUUUCGGAACGGAGGGCGAACUGGAUCAUCGAGUACGUGAAUGCUGCGCGACGUGACCGUGGCUUGCUCGACCAUCGGAGGUUCGUGGAGUUUGUGGGCCGUCUGGUGUACGCUGGCCAGGUCCUUUACUGGCUUAGGCCAUUUAUGGCUCCAUUGCAUCGCUGGAAGGGUGCUCAGGUUCCGGGCACGGUCGCAGUUGCGCCAAGGCUUGUGAUGAUCACUCUGGAGUACAUUCGCUCGAUGCUUCUUGAGGGCCACGCGCAGGUUUCAUGUCGGGGUGCACGCCCAGCCGAAGCUGAGUCCUUUCGCACGGAUGCCAAGGCGGCCGAGGACUUUUAUGUUCUGGGAGGUUGGGAGACUUGCCACUCUCUUGAUCCUGGGCGCGCUAGGUGGUUCUCUCUUAAGGUGCAUGCGCAAGAGAUACCGGCCCUUUUCAAUGAUCGCGGCACCGCUGAGGGAAUGAGCACUGUGGCGGAGCUGUUGGCCACCCUUGUGGCUUUACACGCAUUUGGCUGGCUAGAGACUAGAGGACGAUGCUUUUCAGUAUCGGCUGGCACGGACAACUUGGCUAAUGAAACAGUGACGGCCAAGAAUAGCACCUUGAAGUUUUCGCUGGCGUAUGUGCAGAUGCAGUUGUCUCAUUCCUUGUAUAAAUGUGGAGGUCACUUGAAGCUCAAUUGGAGGCCGCGUGAAGUUAACACCAUCGCGGACGACUUGACAAACGAAUCGUUUGGGGCUUUUGAUCCCAAUCUCCGCAUCCUCGUCUGUUUGAAGGAUUGUGAUCUUAGCUUGCUCCGAAAGUUGUCUCAGCAUCAUGAUGAGGUUUCCAGCUGGAGUCAGAGGGGAGUAUGCCGUGCCCCAUCUUCUCUUCGCAAGCGCAAGGACAAGUAUGACAAAACCAAGUGGGGCUGA
This is a messenger RNA of Symbiodinium sp. CCMP2592, 4941 nucleotides long. NCBI's taxonomy places the organism in Eukaryota, Dinophyceae, Suessiales, Symbiodiniaceae. The record is from the annotation of a GenBank genome assembly.